UAAAUAAACGUUAAAAAAAAAUUAAAAAAAAAAAAAAAAAGAAAGAAAGAAAAAUAGAACUUGGACUUUGCAGCCAGACUGCAUGUGUUUGAGUUCCAGCUUCAGCAUUUGUUACUUGAUGAUCCCAAGCAGAUUACUAGUAUUUCCUGUGCCCAGCUUCUUGAUCCAUAAGAUAAUACUAGUACCUAACUCAUGGGGUUUCUUGAAAGGGUUAAAUGAGCUAAUACUUACACUGCCUAGUGUACAGUAAAUAUUGAUACUAGAUAUUAUCAGUUAUUUUUCAAAGAAAAACCAAAUGACCUCUUUCUCCCUUAGGUUAAAGUAAUUUUGACUCAGCUUUGGCUCCCGUAGCAGCAGUAAUAAUAGCUCCUGUUUCUUGAAUAACUUCUCUGUGUCAGUGCCAGAAGACUAGAAACUUAGUGCCUAAACCUUAAGAACAAUUCUAUAAUGAAGAUACGUUAUCUCAUUUUACAGAUGUGGGUUUGAAUAUAAACUUCCAAGUUGAACUGCAGUUUUGAGAUUAUAUUGUUACUGAUUUCGAAAGAUUUCUUUGUUAGAUGUCAGAAAGUACGGCAACGUAUUUAGGAAUACUUAAUGUCCACAUUCAACAAAUAAAAUUCAUUGAAGCCAAAAUUCUAAAAACACUUAAAAUAGCUUUCAUUUCACAGUAUCUAAACCGCCUCCCCUUCCGGCACUGGUUUGUCGUUGCAGCGAUUAUGCACAGGGAAUGUACAAAUGAACACAACGAGCGUGGUCCUCGGAUAAAAGCAAAACUGAAGUUAGGGACUGAGAUCUUGUGAAAGUUAUUACGCGCGUCUGAUAUUGAAGGUUGAUUAAAGUAGAUUCCUGGUUACCGUUUGAAUUGUUUUCGGCUGCACUGUACUUACUGCAUUGUCUUAGGGCUACGGGACUCUAUAGGUCACACGUAGAUUAGUCUGGACACUCUUAACCAACCUUUAGUGGUGUCACAAUAUCUAGUUGCUGGGUUGUUUCUAAAUGUUUAUGUUUCCUGGUAUGACUUAGUGUACUUCCUUUGCUACAUUAUUUCCCUUAGCAGUCUCUACUCCUUAUGGCUUCAGCUUCAACCAGUACAAGCUCGCUGUUGAACUUCCGAUUCAUAUUUGCAUGUAAUCUACUGCUUUAUGUCUAAGAGUAAGCAUAGAGUUAAAGCUUAUUAGUCUAUGCUAAUUAGAUUUAAGACCCAAACUGACUCCAUCAUUCCUUACACGCCCUGCGUGUCCCAAAUAUAUAUAUUUGUCCCUGUGGCACCAAAUAUAACAGCUCUCCCAGAAUUCCCUCCUUUGAUUAUGAUGACAUCAUCAUCCACAUGAGCCAGCUUAAAUCUCAUAGUCAUCCUGCAUUUCUCCCUCUUUCAUAUUCCAGUAUUUAAUUGGUUGUCACGCCCUGUGGGUUUUAUGGGUUUUUUUGUUUUUUGUUUAUUUAAGCAGGCUCCACCCCCCAGUGCUGAGGCCAACAUGGGGCUUGAACUCAUGACCCUGGGAUCAAGACAUGAGGGACUAAGAUGGAUCUUGUACUCAGUGCUGCAGAUUAUUAUUUUUUUACGCCGUACAUCUACCCAGCCUCGUGGCCUGAGGACGACAUCUUCCGACAGACUAUUAGUCUCCUAAUUGUAACAAAUCUUGGCGCUUAUAUCCUUUAUUUCUUCUUUGCAACACUGAGCUAUUAUUUUGUCUUUGAUCAUUCAUUAAUGAAGCAUCCACAGUUUUUAAAGAAUCAAGUCUAUAGAGAGAUUACGUUUACUGUGCAGUCAUUGCCGUGGAUUAGUAUUCCCACUGUUGCAUUGUUCCUGCUAGAGUUGAGAGGUUACAGCAAAUUAUAUGAUGACAUAGGAGAGUUUCCAAGUGGCUGGUUUCGGCUCAUUGUUAGUAUACUGUCCUUCCUCUUUUUCACUGACAUGCUGAUCUACUGGAUUCACAGAGGCCUUCAUCAUAGACUUGUGUAUAAGCGCAUACACAAACCUCAUCAUCUCUGGAAGAUUCCUACUCCAUUUGCAAGUCAUGCUUUUCACCCCGUGGAUGGCUUCCUUCAGAGUCUACCUUACCAUAUAUACCCUUUUAUCUUUCCACUACACAAGGUGGUUUACUUAGGCUUGUACAUCCUGGUCAACAUCUGGACGAUUUCCAUUCAUGAUGGUGAUUUCCGUGUUCCCCACAUUUUAAGGCCAUUUAUUAAUGGCUCAGCCCAUCAUACAGACCACCACAUGUUCUUUGACUAUAACUAUGGACAGUAUUUCACCUUGUGGGAUAGAAUUGGAGGCUCAUUCAAAAAUCCUUCCUCCUUUGAAGGGAAGGGACCACUUAGUUACGUGAAGAAGAUGACAGAAGAAAAAUGGAACAGCCACGCAGAAAACGGUUGUAAAAAUGGAAAAUUAUUCAGUGGAGAGCUUACAAAGACUGAGUAGUAGAUUUUUGCCCUGUUAUUGAAUACGACAAAAUAUUUUUAGUUAAGGAAAAAUAAUCUACAUACAUACAACCAAGAGACAUAGCAGGUAAAUGGUAUUUGAAAGUCCACGUUGUGGGUUCUGCUCAUCAUGAUGGUAGGUCAAGGAAAGAUGCUGUCUGUGAACACCAAGAUUUUCAACCUCGUGCUUACAAUACUAAGUGUUGGUCUAAAGGGCAAGUUAUGUCUUUCUAGCCAGCGUAUCUAUAAUUUGUAUAGCCUCAGUGGUUUUUGUAAGGAUAGAGAAUAAAUUAUUGAGGGGACUAGGUUAUGUCCUUUUGCCUUAAUCCACCCAUACUGAUUAAGAGAAAUAUGUUAUGCUUGAUAAUACCAACACUAAGCAUCAUAACAAAGAAAUACUAAUAGGAAUAGGGUUCCUUAUUUCAGGAAUGGUUAAGUCUUCAGUGUUGGUAUGGUAAUGACUACCCAUAGUGUUUGUUCAAGUGGAAACAUCAGUGUGAAAAAAAACUGAUAAAACAUUAGCAGCCAAGUAAAUGACCUAAUUAAUAGCAGGUAUAAGAAGAUUAUCGUCUUCCUACAUGUAGGAAGCUUCUCUGUAGACAUUGUCAAAUAAUUGCAUUUUACUGAUGAAAACAUAAACUAGAAUUUUUAAGAAAAUGUUCAUACUACCAUGAUUUAAUCCAAACCUGGGACUAUUUUAAGAUUUUGAUGGUUAUUGUUUUAAACCAUUGUUUAAUAAGUAUUAUGUGAACCUGAGUAUAUUUAGAAAGGGAAAUUUGAUGCCCAAGUAAUAUAUUUGACAUUACUGCUUUUUUAAUUAAAAAGAUGCACUGCACUUUUGAUAUGUUUCAAAGUUACAAUCUGUAAUUUCCUAUGAAAGGAAGUAAUUGCCAAAAAUUUAGGCCUAUCACUGAAGAUUAGCUUUGAAAUCUUAUUUUCUCUCCUCUCCCUUCACUUUCCCCCACAUUCUGUGCAAGAUUUAACAAAUACUUUCGUAAAGAAAUGUUGUGUGUUGUAGCAAAUAUGUUGGAAAAACAUGAUUUGGAAAGGCAUUCUAUAAGCUAUUUAUGUAAAAUCAAUAAAAGUUGAUUAUCACUAUUAUUAAACUGUAUCAGUUAAAUAUUGUAACCGCACAAAGUAUUCUUUGUACAAAUUUUGUGUCAACUUGAAACCACAGACAUGAUGUGGAUUGUUGAAACUUUUAAAUGUUCCCAAAUGCUCGGAGUCAAGAGAGAAAGAAGGGGGUAGCACAUUCUUUUUAUAUUCACAUUCUUACUAGACGUGAGUGUUUUAGCAAGAGACCCGUCAUAAAACGUAAUGCUUGGUGUCCUGAAGAAAGUAUUUUUUUCUGAGUUACUGUUGACAGGGUCCUGCUACUUAAACAUACUAGCGUACCAGCUGGUGUUCUGUAACUGACAAAUGCAGACAAGUGAUGUUCACUAACCCCCCUGGCUCCAGUGCUCCACUUGGACCCCCCCAAAAUUAGGAAAUUAAGCAAACUUUGUUUCCUCUGAUAAUGACAGCUAAUAUUCAAGUUUUCUAUUUCUGUUUCAGUUUUGGUAGUUUAUCUGUUUCUAGGAAUUUACCCGUUUCUUCCAGGUUGUCCAA
Messenger RNA from Prionailurus viverrinus (fishing cat), 4029 nucleotides. It is a transcript of the gene SC5D, whose product is annotated as sterol-C5-desaturase. The transcript is spliced from 5 exons. Gene Ontology annotation, molecular function: iron ion binding; oxidoreductase activity. NCBI's taxonomy places the organism in Eukaryota, Metazoa, Chordata, Mammalia, Carnivora, Felidae. The record is from RefSeq and is a predicted model, not a curated record. Bases 1523 to 2422 code for a protein of 299 amino acids.